This is a messenger RNA of Sphaeramia orbicularis (orbiculate cardinalfish), 1103 nucleotides long. Its product is annotated as transcription termination factor 4, mitochondrial-like. NCBI's taxonomy places the organism in Eukaryota, Metazoa, Chordata, Actinopteri, Kurtiformes, Apogonidae. The transcript has 2 exons. The record is from RefSeq and is a predicted model, not a curated record. The coding region runs from base 235 to 597 and encodes 120 amino acids.
UACAGUUAGCUAGUUAGAGCUCUUUGUUUUUGUCUUCUAUCAAGUUAAAUCAAAAUGUCCCGGCUGUAUUACAGCCUAUUUGGUUUUCCAUAACUGCACGACAGUAGAUAACACAGAUAAUUUGUCAAAACUUUCUAGGACACAGAUUUACUUCUAUUUUUUGUUUAUUUCUCUGCUUUUAACCGAAGAGGAAGUGUCAUCUGGAAACUUCUGCAUCAGUACGUCUACUUUCGAAUGGGUGUCAAACAGGCAGAGAUGGUUAAGUCCAAGUUGUUUCGCUUCACUCUGAAUGAAGUGCGCUCUCGACACUGUUUUCUGGAGCGCCGGGGACUGUAUCAAACACCUGACAAGAAAGGACAGACGCUUAUCGUGAACCCCAAACUGAACAGCAUCCUCACUGUGGAUCAGGACACAUUUCUUGCUCAGGUUGCCAAGGCAUCAGCAGAAGAGUAUGAUGUUUUUCAGAGACUGAUGGCAAGAGAAUGGCAGGCAGAGGAGCAUCAGGAGAAUUUUGAAGCUGUUAGUGAUGAUGAUGAAGAAGAGAAAGAUGAAGAGAAUGAAGGCAAGAAGGCAUACAUGAGGAGAAAGAAGAAAUGAGAUUGAGGAUUGAGACCAUUUAAAACUGAAAAAGAAAUAUGUGUAAAUUAUAUAUCUGCUGGAUGAAUUAAAUGUUUAAUUUUAUGAGGUUUGUUAUUUCAGAUGGAGAGAACUGUUAUCUAAAACACACAUGGAAACAAAACGUUGGUUAUUAUUACCUGGCUGUUUCAUUUAUAUAAAAAAAAUAGACCAUGAUACACCUGCUGGUUUGAGGUUGGUUUCUGUGUUUAUUCAAGUAUCGUCACUGAAACGUCACAUACAGUGACGUUAGUGUAGAAUUGCAAAAUCAGUAAGGUUUAAAGUGAGAAAUAAAUCCUGUGUAUUGUGUUAACCAAAUUAAAACAUUUUUGACAUUCCUUUAUUGAUAUCCCUUCAUUUGUAAGUCAUAGCUACUACAUCGGUUUGACAGUCAUGAUGAUUUGUGGAGUGAAAUUAAAAAGGAAAUGUGAAAUACAUUUGAUCAAAUUUGUUUAAAAAAAAGAAAAAGUCACUCCUAAAAUUAGAUU